Ogataea angusta is the source of this 558-nucleotide messenger RNA. RefSeq lists its product as uncharacterized. Bases 1 to 558 code for a protein of 185 amino acids. Gene Ontology annotation, biological process: vacuolar proton-transporting V-type ATPase complex assembly. Lineage: Eukaryota; Fungi; Ascomycota; Pichiomycetes; Pichiales; Pichiaceae. The record is from RefSeq and is a predicted model, not a curated record. The transcript is spliced from 2 exons.
AUGCAUAGUCGCGUUAUCAAAAAGCUCAUUAUCUGCACAGCAUUAAUGAUCAUUGCUCCGUUGCUCACAUUCUUCGUGAGCAGAGCCGUGUUUAGCAACUCCAUCGUGUCUGGAGGCUUGGCGGCCUUGGUGGCCAACAUCGUGUUGAUUGGCUACGUGAUUGUUGCGUUUAACGAGGAUAUUGACAAAGAUACGAAAGAGAAGAAAGAAGAAGAGCCUCUAGUGUUUUGGUUCCUUGUUAUUUCGUGUAUUGUACUAUCAACAUUUCUAUAUUCAAACGUUAACUCUGGCCAAUUCCUCACGGCCGGCCUUGGUGUAGAGGUACUCGUUGUAGUCUCUGGCCCAAACCCAAACUUCCCAGACAAUCAAGGCUGGAACAGUAAUGUACAAGAACUGGGCCUUGGUUCUUCUGAAAGUGUUGAAGAAUGCGUUCUCAAGAGAACCCUUCAAUGGAGAUUGAGCGUAAGGAGAAACAGUGUAUUGAGCGAUGUAUUUCUGCUUUGGGGAGCCUGGAACGUUAGUUUGCCGAAAUUCCAACGUGUUUACUUACCAAUGUGA